AUGUCGUCGAAACGGAGGCAGUCCGAAUAUGCAAUGCAGAUUGAUUUCCGAGAGGAACAAUGCAGUGAUAAAAGCAGUACAUUUCUUGAGUACCUUUGUGGCCUGAAUAUUGAUGUUAACCCUGGUGCUAUACGGCAAACAAGCAUCAUAUGUACCAUAGGGCCUGUGAGCCGUGAUGUCUCUACGCUGAAGCAGCUCAUAGAUGCUGGUAUGAACAUUGCAAGGAUGAAUUUUUCACAUGGAACUCAUGCGUACCACAAAGAGACGAUUACAAAUGUCCGCGAAGCUGCAAAGGAUCAAUAUCCUCAUCCAGUUGCCAUUGCUCUUGAUACCAAAGGACCAGAAAUACGGACAGGUUUAUUGAAAUCUGGCCCAACAGGUGAAGUCGAUCUUGUUGAAGGCCAGACAUUCAAACUUUCACUGAAGAAGGAGGAUUAUGAGCAAGGUGAUAAAGACAUGGUAUAUGUGGACUAUGCAAACCUUGGCAAAACAGUGAAAAAAUCCAGCAAGAUUUUUAUGGACGAUGGUCUUAUUGCAUUGCGCGUCACAGAGGUUGGCGAGGACUAUGUCAUGACCGUGGUGGAGAAUAAUGGAAAGUUGGGGAGUAAAAAAGGUGUUAAUCUGCCAGAAGCAAUUGUUGAUCUACCAGCUGUUUCUGAAAAAGAUAAAGCUGAUAUAUUAUUUGGUGUAGAAAAUGGGAUCGACAUCAUUUUUGCCUCUUUCAUUCGCAAAGCGGGUGAUAUUCGAAUGAUCAGAGCACUGAUGGGACCCCAGGGGAAAGACAUCAAGAUUAUUGCAAAAAUUGAGAAUCACGAAGGCGUACGGAAUUUUGAUAGCAUUGUCAAAGUCGCUGACGGCAUCAUGGUCGCCAGGGGUGAUCUUGGCAUAGAGAUUCCGACGGAAAAAGUUUUCAUUGCGCAGAAAAUGAUGGUUGGAAAAUGCGUAAGCCAUGGCAAACCAGUGAUUAUAGCGACACAGAUGUUGGAGAGUAUGGUGCAUAAGCCACGGCCAACGCGCGCUGAAGGAUCUGACGUUGCAAAUGCUGUUUUGGAUGGUGCUGAUUGCGUCAUGUUGUCUGGGGAAACAGCUAAAGGGAAAUACCCAGUGAAGGCAGUUGAGGUAAUGCACAAGAUAUGUUGCGAAGCAGAGGCCGCCAUGUUCCAUCGUCAGUUCUUCAACGACAUUCGUCAUUACGUCGACCAACCGUCGGUUGCCGAGACCAUUGCAAUCGCUGCGGUUGACGCAUCCUUCAAACAGAAAUGUUCAGCAAUCAUAUGCAUGUCCCACACAGGAACAACUGGUCAUUUGCUAUCCAAGUACCGUCCUCGCUGUCCAAUCAUCACAAUCACACGUGACGAACAGGCGGCAAAGCAACUACACCUUUACAGAGGUUGCUUCCCCUUGAUCUAUGAUAACCGCAACAGCGAGGACUGGUUCGCUGAUCUCGAGGAUCGUGUUAAUUUUGCUAUCAAACAAGGCAAAGAAAUGGGCUUCCUCAAAGUUGGCGGUUACGUUGUCUUGGUUUCUGGUUGGAAAUUUGGACCAAGACAUACAAACACAAUUCGUAUUAUUAGGGUCGAAGAGGAGAAAACAAUGCUUAGAUAUUAAACAACUCAGAUUUUAUAGUCCUUAUUCGUGGUUUAAUUUACUAAAAGGGCAAAAACGCCCGUUGUUCUUUAACUUUGUGGUUCUAUCGAUUGACUAAAAAUAUAUAGUGUGCAUUGUGUAUUUAAACUGAAAAUUGAUUAAUAUUGUGUGUAGAGUUCGUUUACCUCUGGGAGGCUUAUUACUGAUUGUUAACGGUGUUUAUAUCAACCUGUGAUAUCUUUCAAUAAUUUUUAACGUACCGUAAUUAAACAAAUUAUAUAACAUAUUAAA
Dendronephthya gigantea is the source of this 1878-nucleotide messenger RNA. RefSeq names its product pyruvate kinase PKM-like. Lineage: Eukaryota; Metazoa; Cnidaria; Anthozoa; Malacalcyonacea; Nephtheidae. Gene Ontology annotation, cellular component: cytoplasm. The record is from RefSeq and is a predicted model, not a curated record. Gene Ontology annotation, molecular function: potassium ion binding; magnesium ion binding; pyruvate kinase activity. Gene Ontology annotation, biological process: glycolytic process.